AUGGACCCCAAAUAUUUUACGGCUGCCCAACAAGGCAUGCCAAUGUCUAAUCAACAACAAGCUGUAAAUACCCGGAUGAUGAUGGCGCUUCAACAGCAACAGCAGCAGCAGCAGCAGCAACAACAACAGCAAUCGAACGAUCCAUCGCUACAGUAUAAUGCAGCCGCAGCAGCUGCCGCCAUGGGCAACAUGAAUUUCAGUGGUACACCAAAUCUUGGGUCUAUGGCGUUUGCACCUCAAGCCGGUGGUGGUGGUGGUGGUCCUGGUGCUAAUACUGCUGGCGACUUGAGCCAAUUUGAUCAGACUGAUCUAAUGGGCAUGAAUCCAUUCCUUGGCCAAAUGACCACCCAACAGCAACAGCAGCUGCUAGCUCAAAUGCCACAAGCAGCGAAUUUACAUAACUUGAACCAACAGCAGUUAUUACAGCAACAACAACAACAACAACAGCAGCAGCAGCAUUCGUCAGCCCAACAGCAACAACAUGGUCUUUAUUCGUCACCACAGAAUAUGGGCCCGUUCCCUGCUAACGCAUCUAAUGGAGCUUUGCAAAACCAGUUGCAGCAACAGCAAAACAGAGGAAUGUUUCAACCUGGUGAUAUGAUGUCGCCCAACACACCGCAAAGUUUACUGUUCCAGCAGCAGCAGCAACAACAACAGCAACAACAAAUGGCAAUGAAUAGAGUACGUCAAUCCCCUAGCCAGUCUCCCGCGUUGAACAAUGCACAUUUCCAAGGCUCACCUGUUAUUGGAGGUAGUCCACAGGUUGGAAGCAAUCGAAUGCCUAAUGAUUUUGCUGCAUCGUCACCAAUGGGUACAUCUGUAUCUUCUCCAGUUCAGGGACAAACACCUAGUAUGGGCGGACCUGGAACACCUAUUAAUCGAGUGAUCCCCUCUCAAAUGGGCCGUUAUAUGCAACAUAUGAGUGCACAGCAACAAGCAAUGAUGCAGGGAAAUAUACCUUCACCAUCCGGAAAUAAUCGACAUAUACCCUCACAAGCAUCACCUCAGCAAAUGGGCCAGGGCGAGGGUGUAAAGGAUGCUCAGGUACCAUCCCAACAAGGAAACUACAAUCCCAAUGUCAUGAAUUACGCACAACAAUCACCUAUGCAAAAGAAUGCUGCUUCUCCGGCACCCAGACGUUCUGUGACUCCUGGAAGCGCAGCAUCUACACCUCUACAACAACAUCGCCAGGUAGAAACACAAGCACAACAACCUCCACAACAGCAUUCACAGUCGCAACCACAAAAUUCAGUGAAGUCAGAGUCACCAGCAAAUCCAUCUCCUGCUAGUCAUCCAGCUAAUCCUAUCAGCAAAACAGACACGCCAUCUCCUAAACCUUCGCCUGGCAUAAAAAGCGAAACUGCCGGUUCACCUGCUCCAACUGCUACUGGCGACAAGGAAAACGCUACCGCAACAGUAACUAUAUCGUAUAUCCCCAAGACACGAAAUGUCGAAACAUAUGGUGGCGUCGAUCUGAAAUAUUUCGACAAGUUUGAUAUCAAACCCAUGAUGCCACAUUUUAACGAACUUGGUACUAUUGACAUACAUGCUCUCAUCAUGUCACUGAAAUCCGGUAUGAAGAUGGAAGUGACGAACGCGCUCAAUGUCCUCACCAUCAUCACAACACAGCACGGAUUGGGCUUAAUGUAUUGCGAUGAUAUGCUGGACGUGCUAUUGGAUUACAUGGAGCAGGAUAUCUUUGGCACAUGUACGCGAUUUGUAACGGGCGAUUUCCCGGAUAUUCCUACGCGCGAGCCGAUCGUAUCUGAAGACGAGCAGCAUAAUCUCACGUAUGCCGAGCUAUUCGACAUGUCUCUAGACGAAAUGAAGAGCCUAAUACCGAAUCUAGAAGACUCAACCUCAGAUUUAUGGCUAUCUUUACGAGAGCGGUGCCUAUGCAUUUUCAACAUUUUCCGCAACCUUUCUUUCACACCUGAUAACAUGGAGUAUCUCGCUAAACAUGAACGCUUUGUUCCGUUGAUGGCUCGCAUUAUGGAUAGCACGCGACACGUGGCACAGAUGGAAGGCAAGGACACUACAGGACACGAAGCAUGGUACAUUGGUGUUCGACGGAUGGACACGCUAGACUUUCGCAAGAGCAUCCUCAUCAUCCUAUCCAACAUUACAAUGAUUCUGCCACUGCGUCGGACCGACAUGGCAGGCACAUUUGUACGGCUGACAUACGACUUUUUGACCUAUGGCCCAGACACCUAUUAUUCGUUACUGGCAGCAGAGAUAUGGGCUAAGGUGACAGUCAACUAUGAAAAUCGCAAAAUAUUUGCCAAAUUGGUGGCAAAAACGUCGAUUGAUGCACUGCGUGGUAUCUGGGUAGAACUGGCGUCGCUUAUCCGACGAGACUUUUUCUUCCUCGACGGGAAAGUCGUAUACAACCUGACAGCAAGCCAGCUUGCAACGCUUGAAUAUACCAUCAUGGGAUUAUACAGCAUCGUGGCCAUUCUCGGUGAAGCUGGUGACGAGCGGAAACUCAAGGAAGCACUGUUUGAAAGCGACCGUACUGUUGCCAUGACGAUUCUCCGGCUCUGCAUCACAUUGGCUGACACCGGUAACCAGCAUUUUGUCGUAGUAACAAAGCGAGGCAUGGAGCUUGUGCGCAAGUUUAUCUGUGGCGAACAGUCUGGACGUCGCCCUGGUGAAAUGGAUGGUCCCGGUGGUGGUGAUGAUAGCGAUAUGCCUCACGAAUAUCUUGUAAAGAUGGCUCACCGAAUGCUGGAUAUGAGUGCUGUACGUCAGAUGCUGAUGAUGGCUAUGUUGCGACCCACGACUGAAGCUGAGUUGUUACGCGACUUGUCAGACCUGGUCAACCUGAUUGAUGGAAACGUUGACACACUGUAG
Molecule: messenger RNA, 2853 nt
Organism: Zychaea mexicana
Lineage: Eukaryota; Fungi; Mucoromycota; Mucoromycetes; Mucorales; Lichtheimiaceae
Exons: 7
Coding region: 1-2853 (950 amino acids)
Biological process (GO): chromatin remodeling; positive regulation of DNA-templated transcription; regulation of transcription by RNA polymerase II
Cellular component (GO): brahma complex; SWI/SNF complex; nucleoplasm
Molecular function (GO): nucleosome binding
Source: RefSeq, a predicted model, not a curated record